Molecule: messenger RNA, 1935 nt
Organism: Aureobasidium melanogenum CBS 110374
Lineage: Eukaryota; Fungi; Ascomycota; Dothideomycetes; Dothideales; Saccotheciaceae
Product: ABC1-domain-containing protein
Exons: 2
Coding region: 1-1935 (644 amino acids)
Source: RefSeq, a predicted model, not a curated record
AUGCUUCCGUCAUGCCGCAGAGGCGCUUUCACCGCUGCCCUGUCACGACCUGCAUACGGUAGCAGAGUGCCACAGCAGUCUCAAUUUCAACCUUUAGUUCCGCCGUCGCCUGAAUCGUUAGGGAAGCCUGUCGCAGCCAAGCAGUACCGUCGCACAAGAGCCAUUCUCAAGCGAUUGAUUCAGUUGGGUCUCCUCACAGCCACUGUCCUGGCAGUCGACAGCUACUUCUUCGAUGCCGUUGUUACACGCUCUGCCCGCACAUUCAAGACCGGUCUUGUUGUUGCUCUCGACUACAAGAUCAACUUUCGCGCAAACCCUCCUUUCGCCGAUUCUGUCGCCGAUGUCCACCACCGCAGUGCUGAACGCCUCUUUCACCUUCUUCGCAACAAUGGCGGCCUCUACCUGAAGAUCGGUCAAGCUAUUGCUAUGCAGAGCGCCAUCCUACCCCCAGAGUUUCAGAAAAUGUUCGCUUCCAUGUUCGACGACGCCCCUCAGAACUCCUGGAAGGAUGUGGAGCAGGUCGUUAGGGAAGACUUUGGAAAAAGUGUCGAGGAAGUGUUUGGCGUGAGCUUCGACGGUGCACAAGAUAAAGGUAUCAUGGAAAGAACAGCCAGAGCUAGUGCCAGUGUCGCUCAAGUCCACUGGGCUCGUCUGCCUGAUGGAAGAGAAGUUGCCAUCAAGAUCCAGAAGCGAGAGAUCGAGAGACAAGUCGACUGGGAUCUGUGGACUUUCAAGGUCGUCUCCAAGAUAUACACAUGGUGGUUUGACAUUCCUCUAUACUCUCUGGUACCUUACAUCUCCGAAAGGCUGAUGCUGGAAACCGAUUUCCUCAACGAAGCAAACAACGCCAACGAGAUGCGAGAGCUCGUUGAGAAUGAGCCUCGUCUUCGCGGCAAGGUGUACAUUCCCAAAGUCUACCGCGAACUCAGUUCUCGACGUGUUAUGACGGCAGAGUGGAUCGAGGGUGUGAGGCUCUGGGACAAAGAAGGAAUUGAGGCAACAUGGCACGGUGGCUGGCGUAAAGGUAGCCCUGGUGCUGGCGGCGAGCUUCUUCCUCCUCCCACGAACGUCCGACCUUCGUCAGACCCCAACAACGAGAAAUUGAAGCCUAGUCGCGAUGAGUGGCGCGGUGCAAGCGGUAAAGGCGGUCUGGGCCUCAACUACAAGCCCGUCAUGGAAACCAUGGUCUCCCUCUUCUCUGCUCAAAUGUUCCUCUGGGGUCUUGUCCACUGUGAUCCUCACCCAGGCAACAUCUUCAUCCGCCGACUACCCAACGGCAAGCCCGAACUCGUCUUGAUCGAUCACGGCCUCUACAUCCGCAUGUCUCCUGAAUUCCGCCACGACUACGCUUUGUUUUGGAAAUCCCUCAUGACCUUUGACAACGCUACCAUCGGCCGCAUCGUCAAGGGUUGGGGCAUCAACUCUCCCGACCUUUUCGCCUCGGCAACCCUGAUGCGUCCAUACACUGGCGGCGACAACAGCACGAGCGAAAGCAUCAAAAAGCUCACUAAAUCAGAGCAGAAACAACGUGCCUACGAGAUGCAGAUGCAAAUGCGCAAUGGCAUUCGUCAAAUCCUCGGUGACGAGAAGAAGUGGCCGCAAGAACUCAUUUUCAUCGGUCGCAACCUACGUAUUGUCCAGGGCAACAACCAAUUCUUGGGCUCACCUGUCAAUCGUGUCAAGAUUACUGGGUUGUGGGCGUCCAGGGCGUUGACCGAACAACCUCACCUCACCUUCUCCCAGCGUUGGAAGUACUAUGCCAACCAUCUAGUGUUUAGAGCUGUGUUGGUGGGCACAGAUGUAUGGUUCUGGUAUGCCAAGAUCAAGCAGUGGCUUGGAUUGGGCAAAGGCAUGGAUGCAGACAUUGAAGAGCAAAUGAGGGCAGUUGCUGGAGACAUGGGCAUUGAGCUCAAUCAUGGCAUUUUUGAAGGGUAA